GCGAAAACCUGCCAACAGCACCCGUCAUGACAAUCAAAAGUGUGUGAAAAAGAGAGAAAAUUUUGCUAUUGUCAAUGUCGAUGAGAGUCUAGAGAAGAUGUCUGGAUUCAAGUACGUGACAAAUCCCAACAGUUUAUUCGUCGAGGACGUGGAUGACGAGACAUUCCUGAGAAACGCCCGGACCAACAAUUAUACAGAGGGUGCCAGUGCGCCCCAGUACACCCCACACAGCACCAAUCCAUUCCUUCAGGAUGACGACUAUGAGCAACAGAGGCAGAUGUACGAGCAGCGCAGGAGAGAGAUUGAGGACAGAACGCUGCUUUCAUCUGAGCGCAGCCUUGGGCUGCUCUACGAGACUGAGCAAGUUGGAAUGGCCACGGCAGAGGAGUUGGCACGUCAGCGAGAGCAGCUGGAGAACACCAGCAAGCAGCUGGACGACAUAAACUCGACGCUGCGCUUCAGCCAAAGACACCUCACGGGCUUGAAGAGCGUCUUUGGGGGCCUGAAGAACUACCUGACUCGCCAGAGGGAAUUCACGCCGCGCACCAACGCCUCGCCCAGCGGCAGCAAUAUUCUGGACACUGCGUCAUAUCAGGAGCCACCGAGAUCCCACAUGAGUCCGGAGGAGCGCUACGAAAACCACCCCGUGAACCGCCUACGCAGCGAUCCGCCCUACGCGCAGCACACAAUCCACGGACCAGGAGAAUUCAGCGCGCGUCUCGAUCAAAAUCUUGACUGCAUGGCGGGCAGCUUGACACGCCUCAAGGGUCUGGCCAUUGAUAUGAACCAGGAAAUCGACAGCCAAAAUGACCUCAUAGAUAAUAUCACGAACAAAGUGGAGGACACCGACAUGAAGAUUGGCAAGCAGAAUCGUGACAUGCUGAAGCUUCUCGGCAAGAAGUGAUUCUGCACCCACAGAUACUCCACCAAAGCAACUCUAAUCGAAUCUGAACUCCCUCUCUAAUCCCCUCCAUUCAUAUGAGAACUCUGUACAUUUUUUGCUGGAUUACUUUUUGGCUCCUCCGUGAGAUAAAUAUAAGUUUAGUAAAUUUUCCAA
Messenger RNA from Phlebotomus argentipes, 1057 nucleotides. RefSeq names its product synaptosomal-associated protein 29 (gene Snap29). The transcript is spliced from 2 exons. The record is from RefSeq and is a predicted model, not a curated record. Gene Ontology annotation, cellular component: plasma membrane; SNARE complex. NCBI's taxonomy places the organism in Eukaryota, Metazoa, Arthropoda, Insecta, Diptera, Psychodidae. Gene Ontology annotation, biological process: synaptic vesicle priming; synaptic vesicle fusion to presynaptic active zone membrane; exocytosis. Bases 98 to 904 code for a protein of 268 amino acids. Gene Ontology annotation, molecular function: SNAP receptor activity; syntaxin binding.